AUGCUGUCUGCUACCUCCGGGGUCAUGCGCAUCGGCGCUCGCCGAAUUGCCCCCCGCGCCGCCGCCCUCGCCGUCACCUCGAUGCCGAAAGCCUCCCUCAGCCGAACUGCCAAUAUUUUCCACGUCCGCGCUAUUUCUACCACCGGACGACUUGCUCAUGCUCUCAACACGAACCCGAACCCCCCUCUGGGCAAGAAGAAUGCUUCCAACGACUCGCCGUCGCGAAUUGGCCUCAUCGGCGCCCGUGGUUAUACCGGCCAGGCCCUGAUCGACCUUCUCAACAACCACCCCAAUGUAGACCUUCGCUAUGUGUCUUCUCGAGAGCUUGCUGGACAGGAGCUCAAGGGCUACACUAAGCGCAAGAUUAUUUACGAGAGCCUAUCUCCCGAGGAUGUUGCUCAAUUGGACAAGGAUGGCCAGGUCGACUGCUGGGUCAUGGCCUUGCCCAACAAUACCUGCCAGCCCUUUGUCGAAGCAUUGGGUGAAAGCUCGAAUCUCAUCGUUGAUCUUUCGGCCGACUACCGGUUUGACACGACGGGAACAUGGACCUACUCAUGCCCUGAGCUUGUGAAGCGCAGCAAGAUUGCUCAAUCCACGCGCAUCAGCAACCCUGGCUGUUAUGCAACGGGCGCUCAACUCGGUAUUGCUCCUCUUGUGCCGUAUUUGGGAGGCGUUCCUACGGUUUUUGGUGUUUCGGGAUUCUCAGGAGCUGGAACGAAGAAAAGCCCCAAAAACGACGAGACUCUUCUGAAGGAUAACCUUCUGCCUUACUCCCUUACGGGACACAUCCACGAGCGAGAAAUCAGCCACCACCUUGGAGCCACGACGGCAUUCAUUCCUCACGUCGCUUCAUGGUUCCGCGGUAUCCAAUUGACCAUCAACAUCCCCCUGUCUAAGGAGAUGACUUCCCGAGAAAUUCGCCAGAUUUACCAAGACCGAUACGCCAGCGAGAAGCUUGUCAAGGUCGUUGGUGAAGCUCCCUACGUCAAGUCGAUCCAGAAUAAGCAUGGGGUCGAAGUCGGUGGAUUCGCUGUUGAUGACACUGGCAAGCGUGUCGUUGUCUGUGCCACGAUUGACAAUCUCAACAAGGGCGCCGCCACGCAAUGCCUGCAGAACAUGAACCUCGCCCUCGGAUACGACGAGUACCAGGGAAUUCCCAUUUAG
Ilyonectria robusta is the source of this 1164-nucleotide messenger RNA. RefSeq names its product putative acetylglutamate kinase. The transcript is spliced from 7 exons. Gene Ontology annotation, molecular function: N-acetyl-gamma-glutamyl-phosphate reductase (NADP+) activity; NAD binding; NADP+ binding. Lineage: Eukaryota; Fungi; Ascomycota; Sordariomycetes; Hypocreales; Nectriaceae. Gene Ontology annotation, biological process: L-arginine biosynthetic process. The record is from RefSeq and is a predicted model, not a curated record. The coding region runs from base 1 to 1164 and encodes 387 amino acids.